Molecule: messenger RNA, 1386 nt
Organism: Malaya genurostris
Lineage: Eukaryota; Metazoa; Arthropoda; Insecta; Diptera; Culicidae
Gene: Cdc10
Product: cyclin-dependent kinase 10
Exons: 4
Coding region: 132-1349 (405 amino acids)
Biological process (GO): protein phosphorylation; regulation of mitotic cell cycle
Cellular component (GO): nucleus
Molecular function (GO): ATP binding; cyclin-dependent protein serine/threonine kinase activity
Source: RefSeq, a predicted model, not a curated record
AAUGUUACUUCCGUUGUUUUGAAAGUUUCGUGCAGAAAUAAAUAUUGAUCAUUAGUUGUAAUUUUAUACUCUGUAAUUGUACUUUUUUCUAACGUAGCCCCAUAAAGACAUAAAUUGACAUAUUUAACGCCAUGACAAAAGAUAAACGUAUUACAGACGAAGAUGGUGCACAAACGGCUUCAGUUGGAGGCAGUGAUCCUUGCGGACCGAUCAUUCGUAAGGGAUCGCUUAUGUCAUUUCGAACUAAGAAGUUCAUGGAAAUUCCUAGUAAAGAUAUUUUUGGUAGAUGCCGAUAUGUUUCUGUUUUUCAAAAGUGUAACCGGAUUGGCGAAGGGACAUACGGAAUUGUGUUUCGAGCAAGAGAUACAAAAAAUAAUGAGAUUGUUGCAUUAAAGAAGGUUCGCAUCGAUCAGCAAAUUUUCAAAGAUGGCUUUCCAAUCAGUGGUCUUCGAGAGAUUCAAGUUUUGAAAAACUGUAACCAUGAUAAUGUAGUAAAGCUAAAGGAGGUAGUUGUUGGAAAUAGUCUAGAAAGCAUUUUUCUAGUUAUGGAAUACUGCGAACAAGAUCUGGCUUCACUACUCGACAAUAUGGAAACACCUUUUUCCGAGUCUCAAGUUAAAUGUAUUGUUCUCCAACUAUUGAAGGGUUUGAAGUAUUUGCAUUCUAAUUACAUCAUUCAUCGAGAUCUUAAAGUGUCAAAUUUACUAAUGACUGAUAAGGGAUGUUUGAAAAUCGCAGACUUUGGUUUGGCACGAUAUUUGAGCGACUCGGAAAAAUCUAUGACACCCGGUCUGGUGACCCUGUGGUACCGGUCUCCGGAACUUUUAUUCGGAAUCAAAGAACAAACAACGGCGGUCGAUAUGUGGGCUACUGGUUGCAUUAUGGGUGAAUUACUAGCUCAUAAACCGCUUAUGCCCGGAGUUAGCGAAAUUUCGCAGAUAGAACUAAUUAUAGAUUUGCUUGGAACUCCUUCUGAAACAAUUUGGCCGGACUUUCCAAAGCUGCCAGCUGUGCAAAAUUUCACUUUAAAAUCUCAACCUUAUAACAAUUUGAAGCCCAAAUUUCCUUGGCUUUCAUCCGCUGGACUUCGAUUGCUCAAUUUUCUGUUUAUGUAUGAUCCGAAUAAGAGAGCGACUGCUGAGGAAUGCCUUCAGAGUAGUUACUUCAAAGAAGCACCGCUACCAUGUGAUCCGAAGCUGAUGCCAACGUUUCCCCACCAUCGAGAUUUGAAAAACGCUUCUAAGGAAUCGAUGGAAGCUCUUCCGUCGUCUAGUUCAAAACCGACAUUCGACCAAACCUCCAUUUCUGAUCUGCUCGGCUCAUUGGUGAAAAAGCGUAAGAUAGAAUAAUAUGUUUUAAGUAUUUGAGAAUAAAUUACAAUAUAAA